This is a messenger RNA of Scylla paramamosain (green mud crab), 1203 nucleotides long. RefSeq names its product anti-lipopolysaccharide factor-like. NCBI's taxonomy places the organism in Eukaryota, Metazoa, Arthropoda, Malacostraca, Decapoda, Portunidae. The transcript is spliced from 4 exons. The record is from RefSeq and is a predicted model, not a curated record. The coding region runs from base 354 to 605 and encodes 83 amino acids.
AAAAAAGCAGCUUACCAGACGACACUUUGCACUGGUUUGCUUUAAGUCACGCAACUGCACGGCGGCGGCGGCUAUAAAGGUGGUGUAGCCGAGGCGGAUGGUCACUACCUGGGGAAGAAGAGAAAGCCUGACACAUGGUCCUGAAGAGACGAAAAAUCCAGCAUACUCUCCCUCGACUAGUACAUCUCAUUCACGGUUCCGGGAUUGGUGCAAGAUGCGAUGCGGGGUGCUUGCCGGCUUGUGUGUAGCGCUGGUGGGGGUGUGUGUGCACGUGCCCCAGCCGUGUGAGGCACAUUUGGAGUUAGUGGCUCCCAUAACUGAAGAAACUCACAGCGCAAUGGAAGGCUGACAAGAUGAGUCUGCUGGGACACAAGUGCCACUACUACGGCACCCUCACAGGCACUGGAGUCAAGCAGUACUACUACGGCAAGUUCUCCUGUCCUGGGCUGGCGGACUUCUCUGGCAUGUCGAAGGCGAAGGACAAGCUAGAAUCAAUGGUGGCCGCUGCUAAGGACUUCCUGCUCCAGGCCUUCAAAUUGGGAAUCAUAAAACUGCAGGACGCCGUUUCCUGGUUGGAGGCUAAGUGUUUAGGCCUGGGAUGCUAAGUGUGAGAGAGAAGGAAGAGAAAGAGGAGGCGGAGGAGGAGGAGGAGGAGGAGGAGGAGGAGGAGGAGGAGGAGGAGGAGGAGGUGUGGAUUGUACCAGCGCAGAACGGUAGUAUUUGUGUCUCGUUCUUCGGGGAAUGAGCAUAGAUGAUUAAAAGAAAAGUAAUGGAAUAGAAAUAAAAUAAAAAUAAUGAAAUGUAGAUUACGAGGAAGUUAAAUAAUUAUAAUCAAAGAAAGAGGAAAUGUAAUAUAGCAAGGAAAACGUAAACUUCAAAGGAGGAGGAGGAGGAGGAGGAGGGGGAGGAGGAGUUGAUGGUGUGGAUGUUUGCGGCGCAUGACGAUUUGAUUUGUGUCUUGUGUUUCAGGAACGAGUGUGGUUAAUUAAGUUAUAAGAUUAAAACAAAAUAAAAAUCAUAGGCUACAGUUGGAGACGGACCUAAAUCACUAAAUCAUGAAAGAAAGAGAUAAUGUUGCAAGGAAAAUGUGAACUUACUAUGUCUUAUACCUUUUAUUUAUCUUUUACUGUGUAAUUACAUUUUCAUUGCGAGAAAAUAAUGAAAUACAAAUAAAUGGAUACAUAAAACAUAUCAUUCAGUAAA